Molecule: messenger RNA, 2007 nt
Organism: Symbiodinium pilosum
Lineage: Eukaryota; Dinophyceae; Suessiales; Symbiodiniaceae
Source: the annotation of a GenBank genome assembly
AUGCGGGCCAUCGAAGCGGUGGCAGAUCUGGGCGCCCUGAAUCAGUGGGCCUUUGAGUACCACAUUGCCUCUGAGGCUGCGGAGCCCAGGAGGAGGACUCGCGGAGCGUCCAAGCCAACAACAGAGGCUGCGGGUGCGACCCCUCGGCUUUCUCGAGGAAGCACCAAGGAAGGUAGCGGCUCCCGGAGCGGGUCCCUGGAGAGGACCCCUCUCCGAAGCUCCCUGAAAAGCAGGGAUGAGGACCGAGGCUCGGCGGCCACGACGCCGAAUGGUGAAAUGUGCCGAGUUCCGAGCAGGAACUCCCAAGCACGGUCUUCCAGAAGUACCAAGGAGCCUGUUCCCAGCAGCCCUUGCAGCGCUUUGGGCAGCCUGGCUUUGGAAAACACGGAGCCAAGCCCGGUCCCGAGCCCGGCCGCCAGCCAAUCCCGGCACCUGGCGGCGUCGGACUUCGAGGAUGCGGGUUCCUUGGCCCUGGCCAUCCGCGAGGAGCGACCGUCCACCAGCACCUUGGCGCUUGCGACCCGCUCAGAGGACCUGGCACUGGUGCCUGUGGCUCGUCCAUCACCCAAGACGCGGCGGAUGAAGACAGAGCUGCUCUCCACCCACCCGUGGCUUCAGCAGCUCCAGCAGAGGUCCCUGCACGGAUCUGUUCCAAGUUCUCCAAGCGGUGCCCGUGCUUUUGGCGGAAAGCAGGCAUCGUCGGCUUCCACUUUGCCACCGCUGGAUAAUCUGCAGAUCCAACUCCACGACGGCCAGAAGAUGGAGUUGGUGGCGUACUCCUCUCCUCGAGCAGCUUCCCGCGGAUCCUUCCAAGCGUCUGCGGAGGAGCCAAGGCCCGUCUCGAGGUCCUUCCGAGAUCUUGCCACCUGGGGCAGCAAGGACGAGAGGGACCUCAUGGCCACCUCCACAAGCGGGCAGCGGCAAGAGCAGGGGCUGCUGCCGCAGAGCAUCCGCUCCAUGGACUUUUGGCGAGCCACAGAGCUUUUCAACCUCUUUGACCGGCGGACAGGUGAGCUGGACAAGCUGGCUUUUUACCACCUCCUGACUGCUGCUUCGCGGGACAAGGAGAAUAUCAACAGGAGCCGAAGUGAUACGAUCUUCGACGAGAUUGACAUUGAUGGCUCUGGGAAGAUUGACAAGGAGGAGUUCCUGGGAUGGGUGUUUCAGACCAACAACAGCUUCCUCAGCUCCGUGAGGAGGCGUCUGGAAAGUAUGGACCAGUUGAAGGUGAAAGCCUUGUUUGAGCAGAUGGACAACGAUGGCAACAGGGUCAUUGACAAGGAUGAGUUCUGGGAAUUCGUUGAGAAGUUUAGUCCCGGCAUGCUGUCUCGGUCAGCCAGCGAUGAGCUACACGAGUUCAUUGAUGCUGACAAGUCUGGGGGCAUUGACGUGGAGGAGUUCCUUAAUUGGGUGCAUCCUGGGCGGGAGCUCAAGAUGCUUCGUGCAGAGGUGCCGGAUGACAAGGCCAUCACUGGGAAGGUCGCAGCGGGCAUGAUGGCGGUGGACGAGAACUCCUAUGUGGCUCCGAAGAAGCCGCUCAUGGAGACCGAGCCCGGCAAACCUGUGGUGCUUGAGUUCUGGAUUGGCAGCGAGUGGACUCCUUCCUUCGAGUCGAUCAAGCGGAGUCUUCGAAGCGUUUUCAGCUCGCAUCAGAUCAGGUUCCAGAUGCGCCGGGACCCCCGUGUCAUCCACACCUGCUCGAAGUUGGUAGCCAAGGUUGGCCGGGGGAUCGUCCUCUGGGACCGUGACUCGAUGCUGGCGUUCAAGGACGAUCCGUUCAUGAACCAGGCAACUGCAGGUAAGUGGAUCAAGGAGGUGCUGCUUCAGUGUCUUCCGGACGUUAUAAAUGCUGCCAACGUACGGCUGCUAAAGCGAAAGAAGUUGCAUGUCUGUUUCGAAUGCGGAAAAUCUUUGGAAGGCUCAAGGUUCAUGAACGUCUUGGAGUACAAGGUCUGCAGCAAGCAUUGCGCAGGACUGCUCAAGGCACGCGCAGUGAUUGAAGAUUGA